Molecule: messenger RNA, 1098 nt
Organism: Penicillium brevicompactum
Lineage: Eukaryota; Fungi; Ascomycota; Eurotiomycetes; Eurotiales; Aspergillaceae
Exons: 1
Coding region: 1-1098 (365 amino acids)
Molecular function (GO): hydrolase activity
Source: RefSeq, a predicted model, not a curated record
AUGGCUACGAUUCCCGUCGUUUCUAUACUCGAACGGCUUAUGGAAAUUCCAUCCACCAGCGAAGAAGAGCAUGAGAUUGGCGACUUUUUGGGCAGAUAUUUGACAGCUCGGGGUUUCACCGUGGAGAUGACCCCCAUAUCCCCCGAUUCCAACCGGUGUAAUGUUUACGCCUAUCUGGGAGAGUCCCGCAAAGCACGAACAUGUUUGACCUCUCACAUGGAUACGGUUCCCCCAUACAUUGGCUUUAGUAUCAAAGGUGAUGUGAUAUACGGGCGCGGCUCUUGCGAUGAUAAGGGUCCGAUGGCAGCCCAAAUAAUCGCUGUGGAAGAAUUGCGAGCCGACGGGAAGAUCAAACACGGCGACACAUCUCUGCUAUUUGUGGUCGGAGAGGAGAAGGGCGGCCCUGGUAUGCUUGCUGUCAACAAAAUGGAUCUCACCUGGGAGACCGUGAUCUUCGGCGAACCGACAGAGAGCAAACUGGCAGUGGGCCAUAAAGGCCACUACGUCUUCGAACUAUUCGUGGAAGGCAUCGCUGCACAUUCCGGGUAUCCUGAUGAGGGGAGAAGCGCCAACUCGGUUCUAGUAUCGUUACUGGAGGAGCUCAAGGCGAUCGAGUAUCCAGCCUCUCGAAUACUCGGAUCAAGCACGUUCCAUUGCGGCAAGAUAGAAGGAGGCGCUGCAUACAAUGUUUUAGCGGCAGAUGCGUACGCCCUAUGCGGCGUUAGAAUUGCUGCAAGUCUCAAAAUUGUGAAGAAACAGGUUCUCAAUGCGACAAGCCGUCAUCCAGGGGUCACAUUGAAGAAAAUGUUUGGGUACCCAGAGACAUAUCUUGACCAUGAUAUUGAAGGUAUGUUCUCCUUUUUGACUUCAUCUGGCUCGGUUGUAGAUACCAAAAUUUCAGGACUCGAGACAAUGGCCGUCUCAUAUGGCACAGAUGUUCCUCGCCUCCGUGGGAACCACAAGAAAUACCUGUAUGGGCCAGGGUCCAUUUUGCAUGCUCACGGGCCGAGUGAACAAGUCCGCAUUCCAGAUUUAGUUGAUUCUGUUGUUGUCUAUAAACGAUUAGUGUUGAAUUCGCUGGUGAAAGACUGUUCUUGA